Molecule: messenger RNA, 363 nt
Organism: Penaeus monodon (black tiger shrimp)
Lineage: Eukaryota; Metazoa; Arthropoda; Malacostraca; Decapoda; Penaeidae
Molecular function (GO): hormone activity
Source: RefSeq, a predicted model, not a curated record
GCCGCCUCCAGCACAGUUGCUUCCGCUUCAGCUCCCUCACCUGUUCCAACGUCCCACUCAGGUCAUCCGAGGUCAUGAUGCACAAGCUGCAGCUGUUGGUGCUGGUGGUGUGCGUGGCGGUGGGCCCCAGCCUGGCCCAGAUCACCUUCUCGCGCUCGUGGGUGCCGCAGGGGAAGCGCUCGGGGGUCACAGGGGCCCUGAUGGCCCCUGAGGGACCUGCUCACCUGGGGGAGACCUGUCAUGGCGCCUACGUAGAUGCCCUCUUGCAGGUCGCCGCUCUGGUCAAUAACUUGAUCAGGACUGCACAGGAAGCCAUCACUGUAGAUCCUCGUCUCCUGAACCCAAAAGCAUCGAGAUAGAUGU